AUGUUUCGUGUUUUGAUGCAUCAGAAUUUGAUCAACCUGACCCAAACGGCCCGCCAUACUGCAGCGCUCUCUCUGCCCUCUUUAAACAACACUCACAUGUUAUUUAAUAGAUCGUUUGUGUGGUUUUGCGGCCGAAACCGUCGCGCGCGGUCUGCUCACCCGCUGGAAAUCCUCGUUGGUGAACCAUCGCUUGGAAAAAUGGCUGGUGUGUUUGAUCUGGAACUGAACGAGCCUGAACACUAUACCAGUGAAUAUCUGGAGCAUUAUAACAACAUCAACAAUGGCAUGAACGCUAACGGUGGUGCAUCCAGCCAGAUGGCUGUGGAUCGUCAGGAUGACGAAGAGAAAGAAACUGUUGAACUGUCCGAGACGAUCGUCAAUCCGAAUACGCGGAUUGGCCCGGAAUCAUUCGAACUGCUGAAAGUCCUGGGCAAGGGAGGAUACGGGAAGGUUUUUCAAGUGCGAAAGCUGCGUGGUCAGGAUCAAGGGAAAAUAUUUGCUAUGAAAGUUUUACGGAAGGCGUCCAUUGUGCGCAGUCCGAAAGAUAUGGACCAUACCAAGGCCGAACGCAACAUUCUUGAAGCCAUUAAGCAUCCGAUGAUCGUCGAUUUGGUUUAUGCAUUUCAAACUGGUGGAAAGUUAUAUUUGAUUCUGGAAUACCUUUCUGGAGGAGAAUUGUUCGUGCAUUUGGAACGCGAAGGGAUCUUCUUGGAGGAAACCGCAUGUUUUUAUCUCUCGCAAAUCACAUUAGCCUUGGAACAUCUCCAUAAGAACGGGAUCAUCUAUCGGGAUCUAAAGCCGGAAAAUAUCAUGCUCAAUGCUGAAGGGCAUGUUGUUUUGACCGAUUUCGGCCUCUGCAAGGAAUCUGUCUUUGAAGAUGGGCGAACAUUCACAUUUUGCGGCACCAUUGAAUAUAUGGCACCGGAAGUACUAAUGCGCUCUGGACACGGAAAAGCCGUUGAUUGGUGGUCUUUAGGCGCAUUAAUGUUUGACAUGCUCACUGGAAGUCCUCCAUUCGUUGCGGAAAAUCGCAAGAAAACUAUUGAUAAAAUUCUGAAGGGAAAACUGAUCCUUCCAGGAUAUCUGACCAAUGAUGCGAAAGACUUAAUCAAAAAGUUGCUCAAGCGGCAGGCCUCGCAGCGACUAGGCAGCGGUCUGGACGAUGCGCGUCCUAUAAAGCAGCAUCCCUUUUUCAAGAACAUUAACUGGAGGGAUUUGGUAGAACAUCGUGUCGAUCCACCGUUUAAGCCUUCUGUGAUGAGUGACGAGGAUACAUCCCUGUUCGAUAAACGCUUUACGAAGAUGACCCCUGUUGACAGUCCAGUGGACAAUGUCCUUAGCCAGUCCGUUAACAAUCUUUUCCAGGGGUUUACUUACGUGGCUCCUUCGAUUUUGGAUAAUUUUGACGAAGAUCCCGAUUGGACCAGCAGUGCAUCGCACCGCAACCGCUCCUUUUUAAAUGCUCAGCACUUGCACAGUCAUCAUCCGGGCGGAAUGGAUCAGCCGUGACUAGCGUCGACUUCACCGCCUUUCCUUGACCGUGGCAAGAAGCGAACCAGACUAAAGCGCUUAUUUUAUGCUUUCUUUUAUUAGUUUUGUUUAGAAAGUUUUGGAGAUUUUAGUUGUAUUUUCUUGGACAUUUUGACCUGAGCUUUUAGUAACUGCGUUACAAUUGUGGCCUUAACUUUACUGUUUUAUUUUCCGUUUGACGUUUGCUUUUCGAUAUGUGGAUUUCUAAUUGAAGAACAUAUUCUUCGCUGAGUACUUUGAUUGGCCUUCAGCGGGGUUUGUCAGUAAGAAAGUGGAAGAUGUGGUUUCUUUCUUUUGUAAAGUGCGGACAAAAGGCUUGGAGGAGCGAAAA
Messenger RNA from Paramacrobiotus metropolitanus, 1861 nucleotides. Its product is annotated as ribosomal protein S6 kinase beta-1-like. The transcript is spliced from 18 exons. Gene Ontology annotation, molecular function: protein serine/threonine kinase activity; ATP binding. Gene Ontology annotation, biological process: protein phosphorylation; signal transduction. The record is from RefSeq and is a predicted model, not a curated record. The coding region runs from base 1 to 1509 and encodes 502 amino acids. NCBI's taxonomy places the organism in Eukaryota, Metazoa, Tardigrada, Eutardigrada, Parachela, Macrobiotidae.